GAUUAGCUUGUACACGCAUCAUACUCGGAAUAUGCUGGCUUCAUUCAUUUCCUCUCUCGGAUUUGUGGUCAAUAUCAUCAGCAUCGUCCCACCCAACCAAAUCGUCUUCACUCUCCACUGAGCUCAGCGUCCCCCGAAAAUGCUAGCUCGUCUCGGAGCCAGGCGUCUCCUCGAGAUCCGUCAAGCUCUCCGCUUAACUCCUCAGGCAUCUCGAUCCUUCUCCACUGCCUUGAACUAUCACCUUAAUACUCCGGAAAACAAUCCGGACCUUCCAUGGGAGUUUACGGCGGCGAACAAAGAGAAGGUUAAAGAAAUAAUAUCUCAUUAUCCAUCCAACUACAAGCAAUCCGCAGUUAUUCCUCUGUUAGAUCUUGCACAGCAACAGCAUGGAGGAUGGCUCCCUGUUUCAGCAAUGAAUGCUGUGGCUAAGGUAAUAGAAGUUGCUCCUAUCCGUGUGUAUGAAGUCGCAACUUUUUACUCAAUGUUCAACCGGUCUCCUGUGGGCAAAUAUCACCUAUUGGUUUGUGGCACAACACCAUGUAUGAUACGAGGUUCACGUGAAAUUGAAGAUGCAUUAGUAAAACACUUGGGAGUGAAGCGCAAUGAAGUAACCAAGGAUGGCCUUUUCUCUGUUGGAGAAAUGGAAUGUAUGGGAUGUUGCGUAAAUGCUCCUAUGAUUACAGUUGCCGAUUACUCCAAUGGAUCUGAAGGAUAUACUUACAAUUAUUACGAAGAUGUUACUCCAAAACGAGUGGUUGAGAUAGUUGAGAUGCUAAGAAAGGGGGAGAAGCCACCGCAUGGCACACAAAACCCACAACGCACUAAGUGUGGACCAGAAGGAGGCAAUACUACUCUGCACGGAGAACCAAAACCUCCUCCAUGUCGGGAUCUUGAUGCCUGCUAAAGCGCUAUGGAUUUGAGGAUGGUGAUGACCAAGUUGUAGUAGUGUGCGACUAAAAUGCGGAUAUUAAAGACGAUAGACAUUAACAUAUUUGCAGAAGUUGAAUAUAAGCGUGGAUGUAGUGACUUGCUUCAUUUUUCGUAAUUGACCAGCCCACUUCUGUAUUAGGUUAAGAGUUGGAUUAGGGUCAACGGAGGAAUCGAAAACUAAACCCAGCAGGCUCUGUAUCUGCAACUCUUCUGUUCUAAAACUUCUUGAAAUUUUUAUUAUUUUUUAAUUUUAAAUUAAUAUUUGUUU
Populus trichocarpa (black cottonwood) is the source of this 1198-nucleotide messenger RNA. RefSeq names its product NADH dehydrogenase [ubiquinone] flavoprotein 2, mitochondrial. The record is from RefSeq and is a predicted model, not a curated record. Gene Ontology annotation, molecular function: NADH dehydrogenase activity. Lineage: Eukaryota; Viridiplantae; Streptophyta; Magnoliopsida; Malpighiales; Salicaceae. Gene Ontology annotation, biological process: mitochondrial electron transport, NADH to ubiquinone. The coding region runs from base 140 to 904 and encodes 254 amino acids. The transcript is spliced from 11 exons.